Messenger RNA from Pogona vitticeps (central bearded dragon), 2652 nucleotides. It is a transcript of the gene SUV39H1, whose product is annotated as SUV39H1 histone lysine methyltransferase. NCBI's taxonomy places the organism in Eukaryota, Metazoa, Chordata, Lepidosauria, Squamata, Agamidae. The record is from RefSeq and is a predicted model, not a curated record. Gene Ontology annotation, molecular function: histone H3K9 methyltransferase activity; zinc ion binding; protein binding. Gene Ontology annotation, cellular component: nucleus.
CGUUAUGUGCUAUCAAAUCUUUUCUAACUUAGGGAAGUCCUAUGAACCAAUGACUUCCCAAAAGUCCAUUAAUUGACAGACCUGCUCAACUCUUGCAGAUGGAGAACUAUGGCUUAUUUUAUGGAGUAAAUUAAUAUUACAUUGUCUACUCUUUUCCUACUACCUUCAAUGUUUCCUAAUACUAUUGUCUCUCCCAAUGAGUCAGCCCUUACAUAUUUUCUUAACUUAAAAAUGCCAUCCUUUUUCACACCCUCACCCCACCAUUCCUUUCCCACUUUUAGCACUAGGUGGCCAAUGACCAUGAAACAUCUCACAAAAUCCCUAAAGUAUGAUAGUUUCUGUUAAUAAUUUCAGUUGUUACUGAGACUUCAGGCUUGAUUUGGUCUAAUGAAUGCUGAGCAUUUACUUUUUGAUCUGAACUAAUUUGACAAUGCAUCUAAGGGGAUGCAUAUAAGGGGAGCCUGCCAUGUUUGCUGCAAGUCUACUUGGCCCCAGCUCCAGGAUUUAUGUCGUUUGGAAAAGCUUUGCUGCCCUCCCUUGGGCAUUACCAGAAAAAACCUGUUUGAUUUUGAAGUGGAAUAUCUGUGUGACUACAGGAGAGUCCGAGAUGAGGAGUACUACCUGGUGAAGUGGCGGGGCUACCCGGAAUCAGAGAACACCUGGGAGCCCAGAAAGAACCUUCGCUGUAUCAGUAUACUGAAACAGUUCCAUUGGGACCUAGAGCAGGCUUUGAUCCGGCGAGGAGGCAAGCUCAGAAAAAAUAUGCGCUUGCUCGACCAAAGCAUCUCUAACUACUUGGUGCAGAAAGCCAAACAGCGGAAGGCCUUGCAACAGUGGGAGGAUGAACUUAAUGCCAAACGCAACCACAAGGGACGCAUCGUGGUAGAAAACGAGGUGGACUUGGAUGGGCCUCCCCGGGAUUUUGUCUACAUUAAUGAAUACAAGGUUGGGGAAGGCAUUACUCUCAACCAGGUGGCUGUGGGCUGUGAGUGCUCAGACUGUCUGUCAGAAGCAGUGGGAGGUUGCUGUCCUGGUGCCUCACGCCACAAAUUUGCCUAUAAUGAGCUGGGCCAAGUGAAAAUCAAGGCUGGCUUGCCCAUCUACGAGUGCAAUUUUCGCUGCAGCUGUGGGAUGGACUGCCCCAACCGCGUGGUACAGAAAGGCAUUCGUUACGACCUUUGCAUUUUCCGAACAUCUAAUGGACGUGGCUGGGGUGUGCGCACCCUGGAGAAGAUCCGCAAGAACAGCUUUGUCAUGGAAUAUGUGGGAGAGAUCAUCACAUCAGAGGAAGCCGAACGACGGGGUCAGGUAUAUGACCGGCAGGGUGCCACUUACUUGUUUGACCUGGACUAUGUAGAAGAUGUAUACACGGUGGAUGCUGCCUAUUAUGGGAACAUUUCACAUUUUGUUAAUCACAGUUGCAACCCUAACCUACAGGUGUACAAUGUCUUCAUUGAAAAUCUGGAUGAGCGUCUGCCCCGCAUUGCCUUCUUUGCGACUCGAUCUAUUCGUGUUGGUGAGGAACUUACCUUUGAUUACAACAUGCAAGUGGAUCCAGUAAAUGCAGAAAGCACAAAGAUGGACUCUAAUUUUGUUAUAGCAGGAAGUCUAGCUGGUUCACCGAAGAAGCGGAUGCGCAUUGAGUGUAAAUGUGGCACAGAAUCAUGCCGGAAAUACCUCUUCUAGUUACUUGCCAGUUUUAUUUGGGAAGUGUCUGGUCAGUUUUGGACUGGAAAUAUCAAAGGACAACCUGUCUGUCUGUUGCUGAAAAUUGCCAACAAAGGGGUAGGAGUCAGGAACUUACCUGCUUGAAAAGCAAAUUAUCAGGACUAUGAACAGUAAAGAGGGCAAUAAUUCACAUCAUGGGCUACCUAGCUCUACAGUGCUUCUUAUUGCUAGACCAGAUAAUUCAUAUGGCAUCUGUCGGAGUUUUGGUAGGUGGAUGGUUUGACUUAUCAGACUUGCUGCUGAGAUGCUGGCUGGAAAAAGUGACAUGGAACAGAAUUCCCAUCAUACACCUGUGCAUGUCUUAUCACAAAGUGUUGUAGCGUCUUACUAUUUUAAAGGCUCGAUUGUUAACAGGGCAGGGGGGAAUGGCUCAUUCUUUUUUUUCUUCUGUGUGAUUUUCUAGGGGAUAGAAGUCUUCGUUUUUAAUAAGCACUUCCCUAGUGGCCUUAUGCAUAGGCAAGAAACACAGCUACUUUCUUUAAUAGAUUUGCUUGACACAGACUCUUUGUAUUACCUCAACAUGCCAUAUGACUGUUACCAUCUGUAUAUAGUCACAGAACCUUUUUAAUGGAGGUGGGCUACAGAAUUUUUACUUGAACACGCACUUAAUACUACUCAUGGAUUUUAAGCCCUAUGCAAAGAGAAAAGCCACAAUGUUGCCUUUAAAAAAUAAUGGAUUUUUAAAAAAGACAAUGUUUUUAAGAAUACAUUUUGGGGAGAGGGUUAGGGCAACGAAUCUAGUUUCUUGAAUCUGUUAUUAAGUUGUCAAAUUAUGACUGAUGACUGAAUUACUGUAGAUGAUUGGAUUUCUUAUUAUAUUUGAGAUAUAUUUUAUACCUGUUCUUUAAAAAAAACAAAGAAAAACAUGAACUGACAUCAGUGGUGUAAUUCUGUGUGGAGAGGAGGAAUAAAAAAUUGAAAAGA